This is a messenger RNA of Daphnia magna, 771 nucleotides long. RefSeq lists its product as uncharacterized. The transcript has a single exon. Lineage: Eukaryota; Metazoa; Arthropoda; Branchiopoda; Diplostraca; Daphniidae. The record is from RefSeq and is a predicted model, not a curated record. The coding region runs from base 1 to 771 and encodes 256 amino acids.
AUGAGUGGACAGGAGAACAGGAGCAGCAAGCGAGUACAAGUUAUCGCAGCAUCACCACCGUUACCACUGGUGACAAGAAGAAACAAGAUACCGAACAGAGGCGAAGAAGAAGAAGAGGUAGACUUUAGAACCACAGCCGGAAACAGCCCUAGGCGCAAGUGCGGUUUCAACAGCCAGGCUGGCAAGAGACAGCCACCCAACAGCCAAGGAGCAGCAGCGAGCGCAGAAACCGACGCAAGAGCAGCACAGAGGCACAGCAGCAAAGUCGAAGACCACCAAGGACGAGACAGUGGAUUCGCAGAUCAGAGCCAACUAGAACGUACGUGGGAGUCACCACAGACAUCCACCAGACAACCAACACCGAGAAGGCCCGCAGACGAAGAAGGAGACCGCUCAAGCCAAGGAUCCCGACCAUCGUUGACGUGGGACACCUCGGACCUCACAGGACAACCGCAAGAAGAAACCCUACGCCAUAGCCCAACAGCAUCUCAAGAAAACGAAGUAUUCGCAGAUCAAGAUCUUUUUUCCCCAGUACAGAACGCGGAGUUUCAACCGGAAGACGAAAGAGACGAAGACGAGCUAUAUACACCACGAAGACUCUGGAACGAAAGGAGGGCCGAAUACCUACCAGCGACAGGCGACACCGACCUAAGCUACAGACAGCUUUCGUCCGAGUCCGACGAGGAAUCAGACGGCGCUGAGGGUACAUUUGGCCUACUCACAAGCUUCAACUAUACAACACCCACCACCAGAACAGCAACAGGAAACUGA